Talaromyces rugulosus is the source of this 1161-nucleotide messenger RNA. RefSeq lists its product as uncharacterized. Gene Ontology annotation, biological process: proteolysis. Gene Ontology annotation, molecular function: aspartic-type endopeptidase activity. The transcript has a single exon. Bases 1 to 1161 code for a protein of 386 amino acids. Lineage: Eukaryota; Fungi; Ascomycota; Eurotiomycetes; Eurotiales; Trichocomaceae. The record is from RefSeq and is a predicted model, not a curated record.
AUGAAAUACUCCUUCACCACCGCCGGCCUCAUGGCCCUCGUGUACGGGUCCGCCAUCACCGUCGCUGCCGCCCUCCCAGAGCGCGCCACCACCAAGGCUGCGCACAUCAUCGAUGUCCACCGUGACUGGGACGGCGUGCGCGCUCAUGUUGCCCGCAAGACUGCUCGGAAGGACAAGCGCCAGAGCAACAGCUCCUCCAGCCUAGACUACUCCGGCUACUGGUUCGCGAACAUCACGGCUGGUGGCCUGCCUGCCUCCGUGUUGCUAGACACCGGCUCUGCUGACCUAUGGCUCGUCGACCCCUCUGCUGGGUCAGAUGCCACCGACGGCGUUCAGACGUGGGACCCCACCACUGCUCAGGACACCUCGCAGAUGAGCGGUGAAACCUUUAAUAUCGGCUAUGGGCAGGGUGGCAACGGUGUAAGUGGAAACGUCUACCAGACCGAUGUCUGCCUGGGAGAGGCCUGCACUACCAUGGCUGUCGGUUCUGCAACCACCGACCAGGGGCUCGGAUCAUUCCCCCGUUCAGGUAUCUUGGGUUUGGCCUUCAAAGGCGGCAACAGCGUUAGCCCUGACCAGCAAAACACCUUCAUGGAGUCACUACAGGGCUCGCUGGCCGAGCCUAUCUUCGUCACCAAGUUCACCCCGGAGGGCAGCACCAGCCAGAUUGCCUUCGGUUCAAACCCCUUCGACUUCGUGGCACCUAUGCAGGAGAUCCAAAUCGACAGCUCCUCAUCAGCCUCAUACCCUUAUUCGUGGUCCUACACCGGCGUAGACUACUCCAAGAACGGGCAGUCUCUGGGCACCUUUGACGUUGUCUUCGACAGUGGUGGUCCCAUGACCUCUGCCGCGGAAGAUAUCGUCCGUGGAUAUUACGACGGGGUGGACGGUGCUUCAGAUGUCAAUGGUGAUGCCUCAAGUUGGACCGUUCCCUGCGGAACCGAGCUUCCUGACCUGACCCUGACCUUGGGCAGUGCUACGCUCGUCAUUCCCGGCGAGAAGUUCUACAACGGCAACACAGAUACGUCUGGCGACUGCACCGUCUGGUUCGUCAAGGAGAACUCGCCUUCUCGUGGUGUCAUCGGCGAUCCAUUCUUCUGCGAGCACGUUGUCGUUUUCAACCAGCAGGAUUCCACCAUCUCAUGGGGAAACCAGUCAUAA